GCCGUCCCACCCCCCCCCCCCUCCACAAUCUGCCCCCCACCAGACAGACAGAAGGACGCUUGUUCCGGGGAAGAGGUGCCGCGCGGGCCGCCAGUGUCUCCGCGGCGGCUUCAGCUCAUCACAUUCUUUAGUGACAAUCCAUCGAUCGGGUGAACAGGUCCGUCCUCUGCUCCCGUCCAGAUGUUUGUGAGGACGUCGAUGAAUUCCGAUUCCAUUCUCGAGCUCAGAGCGACAUGGAGUCCGACGGAGGCCUGAGCAGCAGAUGACCGGCCAGGAAGGGGUCAGCGAUGGAGGAUCUGCCCGUGAAAAGCGGAGGAAGCGGUGCAACAGUUGGACAAGGGCGGGACUUUCCUUUCUAGGAUGGUCAGGGACGACCUGGAGAGAACAGUGGUACAGAGCGGAAAACCCGACGGCGCAGCGGAGGCGCAGAGCCAAGGUCCACCCCCGGGGGAACCUGCGGCACCGCAACGAGCCCAGGACCCGGAGAGCGUUCAGACGGGGGCCCGGGAGCCCACGCACAGUCUGCGGUACUUACUGCUCUGGAAAGAACGGAACCCCCACGAGGAACCUGACAGCUGGAGCCAGCCAAUCCCCGGCGCUGACGCGGAGAGUUUCCCCACCCACCUCCGCCCGUUCAGCAGCGCGGCGGAGUACGAGCUGGUGAAACACACCCACCGGCAGCUGCAGCACAGCGGCUACUACUGGGGCUCGAUGACCAUGGAGGAAGCGCACGCAAUACUGGCGCGGACGCAGCCGGGCACCUUCCUCAUCAGAGACAGCGGCCAGACGGACGUCUUCUUCACCCUGAGUUACCAGAGCGACGACGGCCCGACCAGCGUCCGCGUGCAGCUCCACGACCUCCUCUUCGCCCUGUCGGGCAGCCACAAGACUUUUGCGUCGCUGUUCGACCUGCUCACCUACUACACCGGCUCGUCCUGCAAGCUGACGGCGCCCUACCGCAAGCAGCGGCCGGAGCGCCUCAACCAGAUGUGCAGGAGGGCCCUGGUGGUCGCGUACGGGGCGGAGAAGAUAAGCACCUUGCCCGGAAUCAGCACUCAAGUCAAAGACUAUGUGCGUGCCUACCCUUGUUGUGUAUAGACGCCUGUGUAUGACGAUGUUCUAAGUUAAAGGAAAUGCUCUUUUUUUAUGUCACAGACGCAGCGUGAGUGCUGCACGUUGUCCAUUUGCACACACUAUGUUUCACAGAUCACCCACGGUACACCGUCCACUAGCGUAUUCUGUCAAACUGCUGCAUCACUGUUGGUUGCAACACCCAUGAAUAUUUAACAUUUAUUUAACGUUGGCCAAAAGAAGCUGAGGUUUCAGCAGCUCAUCAUGACACAGUUUUUUUUGUUUCUGGCCACUGGGAGGUUGAUAUUUUCUCGCCUUUUGUUCUGUUUUGAAUGGAACCCUUGAGCCGCGGCGAUUGUAAUUAUGUUUUUAAUUGUGUAAUCUCCAGAUCGUGAAUGAAUUAUCUCGUUAUCUCUGGACAAAAGGGUUUUGAUCUCAUUAUUUUGGGAAAGGGUACUUUUCUCUGGAUAAUCUGAGGAAAAUACCUCAUUUUUACGAGUUGUCUUUUCUUUAGAUAAGUUAUGGAUGGAUCCCGAAUUGAAUGAAUCCAACCCAUUGAAAUCGGAUAACGUGUGUAGGAGCGGUCUUCAAUCCAUUAAUAUCGUAUAAUGCAUGUGAACCCACGGCUGAACCACUUCACUUGGUAAUGUUGACCCUCUGUUAGCAUGCUGACAUUAGCAUUGACUCAAAGCCAAUGCUACAACCUCGUAGAGCAGCUGGAACUCAUAAAGUCUGUACAAUAUUCCACUAGCUUUAUAAUAAACUGUUUUUGAUGUUGGC
Messenger RNA from Pungitius pungitius (ninespine stickleback), 1851 nucleotides. RefSeq names its product suppressor of cytokine signaling 1-like. Gene Ontology annotation, biological process: phosphatidylinositol phosphate biosynthetic process. NCBI's taxonomy places the organism in Eukaryota, Metazoa, Chordata, Actinopteri, Perciformes, Gasterosteidae. Gene Ontology annotation, molecular function: 1-phosphatidylinositol-3-kinase regulator activity. The record is from RefSeq and is a predicted model, not a curated record. Gene Ontology annotation, cellular component: phosphatidylinositol 3-kinase complex. The transcript is spliced from 4 exons. The coding region runs from base 361 to 1098 and encodes 245 amino acids.